AUGGAUUUCUACAAAAAAAGAGAAAGAACGGUGUUGCACAGCCUUAUAUCAAAGCAGAUAAGCCCCACAGACUCAACGCCACUUAAUGUCCAUGAGGUAAAGAAGUAUUGUUAUUACGGGUUUUCCAACGCAUCUCUUAGGCCAAAGUACUGGAAGGUGUUCCUUGGGUACUAUAGCAAGAAUAAGUUCAGGACGGAAAUGUUCCUUAGAAACAUGAGAAACUCAUAUAGCUUCUAUGCGGGAAGAGUUGGAAACAAGUUUGAAGGAAAAGAGGAGUGCUACAAGGUGAUUGAGAAUGAUGUUUCCAGAACAUUCAUCAAACCGCGAGUGGAUUAUGAGGGUCCUGGAGAAAAAGAGAGGUACUGCGAAUUUCUAGAUGGUACAUCCGAAAACUCUGAAGAAACACACAGAGAUGUAAUCAAGAGGAUACUGAAGUGCUAUGCAAUGUCAAACUCAUCUGUUCGGUAUGUUCAGGGAAUGAAUCUUGUCUUAAUAGCCAUAUACUAUGUUUUGUAUCUAAGCGACGAUGAAGAGGACAGGAAGUAUUGCGAGGAGGAUUCUUUUUUCUGCUUCAACUCGCUGAUGGCCGAGAUAGGAGAUAACUUCAUAAGGGAUCUUGACCGGUGCAAUGGAGGGAUAAUGCACAGAAUGUCCGUAGUCAUGGAGAUAGUCAAGAAGGCAGACGGGGAGCUGUAUGGAGUGAUGAGAAGAAAGGGCCUAACUGAGGAAGGAUUCCAUAUGAAGUGGAUACUACUGAUGUUUAUGUCAUGCUUUGAAAUUGAAGAUGUCAUAUGGCUAUGGGAUAGACUUCUUAGCGACACAUACAGAUUCGAGAUGGUGCUGUAUUGCUGUGCCUCUGCAAUAAUCAUAAUGCGAAAUGUGAUAAUUCAAGAAGACUUCGAUGUUUGCAUGGAGCUACUCCAGAAGCCAUCUGUUGUAGGUGUGGAGACGAUGUUCAAUGUGGCAGACCAUCUAAGAAGAAAGAGCAGCGGAACCUCGAAAGACGGAUGA
Encephalitozoon romaleae SJ-2008 is the source of this 1011-nucleotide messenger RNA. RefSeq lists its product as hypothetical. The coding region runs from base 1 to 1011 and encodes 336 amino acids. NCBI's taxonomy places the organism in Eukaryota, Fungi, Microsporidia, Unikaryonidae. Gene Ontology annotation, molecular function: GTPase activator activity. The record is from RefSeq and is a predicted model, not a curated record. The transcript has a single exon. Gene Ontology annotation, biological process: activation of GTPase activity; intracellular protein transport.